CAGUGUGGGAACGUUACAGUUCCGUAUCCUUUUGGUAUUGGAUCAGAUUGUGCCAUAGACUCAAGUUUCGAAAUCAACUGUACAGGGUCUGCUGCAACACUCUAUAGAUCCAACAUCAAAAUCUACCAUAUCUCAGACUCUGAAAUACGCGUAUCAAAUAUGCUGUACCGGAGAUGUUACUUAGAAACAGGACAACUUUUACUACCAGAUAAUCCAAUAUGGUUACGUUUCGAAAAAUUAACACCAUACAGUAUCUCAGCACUUAACAUGUUUACCGUAAUUGGAUGCGAUGAAUCUGCUAUAAUGACUGGAGAUAACUUUCGUAACGGAUGUUACGCUUUCUGUACUAAUUCCGGUGGUGUUAAUGUUGUUGAAGGAAGGUGCAUGGGUGCAGGGUGCUGUCAAAUAGAAAUACCUAAAGGAUUGAAAUACUUCAACACGACGAUGGACAGUGUGGAAAAUCACACCGGAAUUUGGUCUAUUAAUCGAUGUGGAUACGCGUUUUUAGGUGAGGCAAGCCGAUUCCAAUUCAAGGGCGAACAUGAUCUUACUGAUAAUAAUCUUAAAAACAGGAUUUUGGAUAAUAUUCCUAUUGUGUUAGAUUGGGCUAUCGGAAAUAAUCUUACUUGUGUUGACGCACAAAAGCGCAACGAUUAUGCUUGCCUCGUUAAUAGCCAUUGUGUUGAUUCCGACACUGGCCUUGGUGGAUAUCGGUGCCAUUGUGACCAGGGAUAUGAAGGCAAUCCAUAUAUCCAUCCAGGCUGCUCAGAUAUUGAUGAAUGUCAAAAUUCAACUUCCAAUAAGUGUGGACACAACAAUUGUCUAAACACGUUGGGGAGUUACAGAUGUUCUUGUCGAAAAGGAUACACUGAUGAUGGUGAAAACAAUGGUCUUGUCUGUAUUGCAACAAACUCCGAGUUCCCAUGGAUCAAGUUUUCUGUUGGUAUGGGAGUUGGCUUUAUAUCCCUAGUGGUUGGGACAAUCUUGCUCUAUUUUUGUAUCAACAAACGAAGACUCAUUAAAAGUAGGGAGAAGUUCUUCCAACAAAAUGGUGGUUUACUCUUGAAACAACAAAUCUCCUCUAAAAAGGGUGGUGUGGAAGCAACCAAAAUUUUUACAGCUGAGGAGUUGAAGAAGGCGACGAAUAACUAUGCUAGUGAUAGAAUUCUUGGUCGCGGUGGAACUGGAAUUGUCUAUAAAGGUAUUCUACCUGAUAACCGUAUAGUUGCUAUUAAGAAAUCUAAGAUUGUGGAUGAGAAUCAAAUUGAACAGUUCAUCAAUGAGGUACUUAUUCUUACUCAAGUUAACCAUAGAAAUGUAGUGAAACUCUUUGGGUGUUGUUUGGAAGCUGAAGUGCCUUUACUAGUUUACGAAUACGUUUCUAAUGGAACUCUUUACGAGCAUAUCCACAAUCAAAAUGGAGCGCCUUGGUUAUCUUUGCAAAAUCGGUUGAGAAUUGCUGCAGAGACAGCAAGUUCACUUGCUUACCUUCAUUCAUCCGCGUCAAUGCCAAUAAUUCAUAGAGAUGUCAAGUCUGCCAAUUUAUUGUUGGAUGAUGUUUACACAGCCAAAGUGGCAGAUUUUGGAGCUUCAAGAUUAGUCCCUCUUGAUCAAACACAUGUUGCUACGAUGGUUCAAGGAACGUUAGGGUACUUGGAUCCCGAAUAUUUCCACUCAGGUCAAUUGACAGAGAAAAGUGACGUUUAUAGUUUUGGAGUAGUUCUUGCUGAACUUUUGACAGCGUUGAAACCUAUUUUGAAGGACGAAAAUGAAAAGGACAAAUGUUUAGUGGACUAUUUCAUCUUGUCCAUGAACACGAAUAACUUAUUUCAGAUUCUUGAUCGUAGAGUGGUACGAGAAGGAAGUCUUGAGCAACUUCAGAAGAUUGCUGAGCUUGUUAAGAGUUGCCUUAGUUUGCACGGAGAAGAUAGGCCUACUAUGAAAGAAGUGGCGAUGGAACUUGAAAGUUUGAGAAAGUUCACAAAAAAUAAUCCUUGGGCUAAUGGACACGAAGACGAAGAGAAUGAAGAUGAAGUAAGAGAUCUUUAUACAAUUAAUCCAAUCGACUCUAAUACAGACAACGACUUUUCUGGACAAUAUAGUUCAACCAUGCAGCAUAAUCAAGUUGCUCUGUUUUCUUUCCAACUCCCCUGUUUUAUGCUAAUCUUAACACUAGCCACCGCCCAAAUUAUCCCUUCUAACACCACAUCUCCUCCCACAAACACCACUUCUCCGCCAACCAAUGCCAACACAAUCACCAAAGCUGCUAACAUCACAAAACCAGGAUGUCCAAAACAGUGUGGAAACGUUACAGUUCCAUAUCCAUUUGGAAUUGGGUCAGGUUGUGCCUUAGACCCCAUGUUUGAGAUCGAAUGCAACGUUACAACACCAUUCAUAGGGAAUAUUCAAAUUUACGAUAUCUCAGACACGGAAAUGCGUAUAACAAAUUUCAUAAAUACAAAGUGUUACUCACAAACAGGAGUUUUAAUUCAAGAUAUUCCUUCUUGGAUAACUUUAGGAAGAUCAAGUCCUUACAGUUUUUCUUCGCUCAAUAGAUUCAUCGUGGUUGGUUGUGAUGAUGGUGGUGUAAUUAGUGGAAAUGACUUCGUUAAUAAUUGCCCCUCUAUCUGCGUAAGCACCAAUAAUAUAGUUAAAGGAAAAUGUAUGGGUUUUGGUUGCUGCCAAAUAACAAUACCAAAAGGGUUGAAAUAUUUCAAUACAACUAUGGUAACCACAAAAAAUCAUAGCUUAAUUUGGUCGUUUAAUCCAUGUGGAUAUUCGUUUCUUGGUGAAGCUAGUCGAUUUGAGUUCCAGGGUAUAGAGGAUCUCAGUGAUGUUAAUUUUGCAAAGAAGAUUAGGAAUAAUGUCCCUAUUGUGCUAGAUUGGGCCAUUGGAAAUCUUUCUUGUGUUGAAGCACAAAAAAGUAACGAUUAUGCUUGCCUCGAUAAUAGCCAGUGUAUUGAUUCUGAUACUGGCAAUGGUGGCUAUCGGUGUGGCUGUAAAUCGGGAUAUAUAGGCAAUCCAUACAUUGGCUCUGGCUGCCAAGAUAUCGAUGAAUGUGCGGAUCCAAAUACCAAUUCAUGUGAAAAGAUUUGCACAAACAUACCUGGGAGUUACAAUUGUUCUUGUCCAGAAGGAUACACCGGUGAUGGCAAAAAGAAUGGUCGUGGUUGUAUUGCACCAAACUCAAACUCAGAGUUCCCAUGGAUCAAGUUUUCUGUUGGUAUGGGAGUUGGUUUUAUGUCCCUAGUAAUUGGGACAACUUGGCUCUAUUUCUGCAUCAAGAAAAGAAAACUCAUUAAACUUCGCGAGAAUUUCUUCCAACAAAAUGGUGGUUUGCUUAUGAAACAACGAAUGUCUUCUCACGAGGGUGGUGUGGAAGCAACCAAAAUUUUCACAGCUGCGGAGCUGAAGAAGGCUACAAACAACUAUGCUAGUGAUAGAAUUCUUGGUCGUGGUGGAAAUGGAAUUGUCUAUAAAGGUAUUCUACCUGAUAACCGCAUAGUUGCUAUUAAGAAAUCUAAGUUUAUGGACGAGGAACAGGUUGAACAGUUCAUUAAUGAGGUACUUAUUCUUACUCAAGUUAACCAUAGAAAUGUGGUGAGACUCUUUGGAUGUUGUUUGGAAGCUGAAGUUCCUUUACUUGUCUACGAAUACAUUUCUCAUGGAACUCUUUACGAGCAUAUCCACAAUCGAAAUGGAGCACCUUGGUUAUCUUGGGAAAAUCGGCUAAGAGUUGCUAGUGAGACAGCAAGUGCACUUUCUUACCUUCAUUCAUCCGCUCAAAUGCCUAUAAUUCAUAGAGAUGUCAAGUCUGCCAAUUUAUUGUUGGAUGAUGUUUACAUCGCGAAAGUGGCAGAUUUUGGUGCUUCAAGGUUAAUCCCUGUUGAUCAAACACAUCUUGCUACAAUGGUUCAAGGGACAUUAGGAUACCUAGAUCCUGAAUAUUUUCGCACAAGUCAAUUGACUGAGAAAAGCGAUGUUUAUAGUUUUGGAGUAGUUCUUGCCGAACUAUUGACAGGGAUGAAACCUAUUUCCAAGGACAGAAAUGAGGGGGAGAAGAAUUUGGCAGAGUAUUUUGUUUUGUCUAUAAGAAGGAAUCAAUUGUUUCAAAUUCUUGAUCGUAGAGUUGUAAGAGAAGGAAGCCUUGAGCAGCUCCAAAAGGUGGCUGAGCUAGUGAAGAGUUGUCUUAGUUUGCACGGAGAAGAUAGGCCUACCAUGAAAGAAGUAGCAAGUGAACUUGAAAAUUUGAGAAAGUUCACCAAAAAUAACCCCUGGGCUAAUGGAAACGGACAUGAAGAGAACGGAGAUGAAUUAUCAGAUCUUUAUACAAUUCCAAUCGACUCUAAUACAGACAUCGACAAUUUCUCUGGACAAUAUAGUUCGAAUUCCAAUACAAAUAGCAGCAAUUUUUCUGGACAAUAUAGUUCAGGUAGUACUUCUAACACAAAUAGCCCAUUGAUCCACAACAGAAGGGCAAUUUGAUGAUUGAUAAAGAUUAUGCG
Messenger RNA from Solanum stenotomum, 4505 nucleotides. RefSeq lists its product as uncharacterized. Gene Ontology annotation, cellular component: plasma membrane. Gene Ontology annotation, molecular function: ATP binding; calcium ion binding; protein serine/threonine kinase activity. The transcript has 8 exons. Lineage: Eukaryota; Viridiplantae; Streptophyta; Magnoliopsida; Solanales; Solanaceae. Gene Ontology annotation, biological process: protein phosphorylation; cell surface receptor signaling pathway. The record is from RefSeq and is a predicted model, not a curated record. Bases 160 to 4485 code for a protein of 1441 amino acids.